Molecule: messenger RNA, 297 nt
Organism: Racocetra persica
Lineage: Eukaryota; Fungi; Glomeromycota; Glomeromycetes; Diversisporales; Gigasporaceae
Source: the annotation of a GenBank genome assembly
AUGACCGGGAAAACUAUCACUCUAGAAGUAGAGUCGAGUGAUAAAAUUGUCCAAGUUAAAGAAAAGGUACAAGAUAAAGAAGGCAUUCCCCCUGAUCAGCAAAAAUUUAUUUUCGCUGGCAAGCAAUUGGAAGAUGGACUAACCUUGUCAGAUUAUAACAUCCAAAAGGAAUCUACAAUGCAUCUUGUACUUAGAUUACGUGGUGGAAUGUUUCAUGAAACUAGCGGCCGCACAGGAUUUAAUGAAUUAUCACCGCUCCCUCAACCUAAAGAACGCACAAUUCCUGAGAAAACCGUU